AUUAUCGAAAACCCAAAUCUCAAUAUUUCGGGCGUUAGGACCCAGCGGUAGAGCUGACCGCAUCAAUAGUGUGUGUGGAUGUGAAUGUGUUUACACUUCGGCAGUAUUUUGCCACUUAUUUAUCAACUUUGAUUAAAAAAAAAAAUGAUCCUAUGUAUUAAUACAAACUUAAAAAUGACGACAGAAAUACUGUGACAAAAGUUGUAUGGAUGGAGUCUUCGCGGGGGGUUGGCGGUCUUUCCCGCGAGUAUAAGCUGGUAAUGCUGGGCGAGGGAGGAGUGGGUAAAAGUGCCAUCAUCAUGCAGUUUAUCAGUCACCGGUUCCCUGAGGAUCAUGACCCUACUAUAGAGGACGCCUAUAAGACGCAGAUCCGCAUCGACGACGAGCCGGCGAACCUGGACAUCUUGGACACAGCAGGACAGGCUGAAUUCACAGCCAUGCGUGAUCAAUACAUGCGUGCUGGCGAAGGCUUCAUCAUUUCAUACUCCAUAACGGACCGGCGCAGCUUCCAGGAGGCUCGCCACUUCAAGCAGCUCAUCUGCCGCGUGCGGCGCACUGUGGACACGCCAGUGGUGCUCGUGGGAAACAAAUCUGACCUCGCACACCUGAGACAGGUGUCAGUAGAGGAGGGAAAGGAGCUGGCGAGGGAGUUCCAGUGUCCGUUUUUCGAGACGUCCGCUGCGUUCCGUUACUACAUCGACGAGGUUUUCGCCGCUCUGGUGCGUCAGAUCCGUCAGCGCGAGGCCGAGGCGGUGCGGAGCGGAGAGAGAAAGACGCGACGCAACCGGUCGCUCUGGAGCCGCCUUAAAGCGCCCUUUCGCAAGAAACAGCGCUCCGAGCAUUGAGGCGGCUGAUGGGAUGGAUCUCGCCAUCGUCAACGAAGAGCAGGAAGUUACUGUUGUCUGUAAACCUGUUACCUCCACCUUCUCGAGAGGUGGUUUGUGAACUGUUAACCUAGAUAGUUUAUUAUAUGAUUGAUUUUGAUGAAUCAUUUGGUUACGUUUGAUCAGACACCAGCUUUCUAUGUGCAGGACACACGUAGGGAGCACUCACACGUAUGUAUUCACAGAACGGGGUGACGUCGCGCAUUGGGGUUCUGUCACUUCACUUUGUGGAAAGUUCAACUUUUCAAGCGGCAGCCAAUCAAAUCAUGUUUAUGCAAAUGUUCCAGCGCAGGCGCUAGCCAAUCAAAUCACAGUUACAGAGCAGGAUGGGUUUCUUGAAAGCCGGCUAUGUUGUGUAUAUGGUUGUUGCUAUGACGAUUGCACCAGCAAACGACACCCCUACGUGUCAGGCACGCCCACUGUUACACGUAUGUGUGAGUCCUCCUCGACAGCCACGGUAUAUCGGCUACUUACUGUUAUCUUUACGUGAGGACUAUAGGUGGACUUCUUCUUCUUCUUCAUAAUACUGUAUUUAGUGAAACGUAUUAAACUUGACAUUAGUUACAGGGAGCAUAGCUUUUGAUGUUGACUUUCAGGAGAACUGUAGUACCUCCAAUUCUUAACCAAUGGGAUGAAAUAAGAAGGUCAUGGAGAUGUGAGGAGGUUUUAGAAACUGGUAUGAAGAACGAGGGUCUGAACUUGGAUCAUUAUUCUCCACCAACUACUGUGGCAGUAAACGAGAAUAUUUUUAACCCUGGCCCGUUCUAAUUUUGGGUCUCCGCUUUUAUAAUAAAACACUUAGUCAUUGCGUCAUCAUCACAGUCUUUCUUAAACGCUAAACUGAAAAUAUUGGUUCGAGACGCACUGGAUUUUACUCGCUUCCACUUCAGAUCGGUCACACCGUUUCCUGAAAUGUGUAUAAUUAUGGUAUAGUUUUAUUGUUCGUUUUUAAACUGACAAUUCAAUCCUGCGGUCUGGAAUUCCUUCAGUUUCCCAAUCACAGGCUUUUGACAUGUUUCCGGAAAAAAAACAUUUCUCUAGUUUUAUCAUUUACAACUUCUUCUUAGUAAAUAUACGGCGAGGUAUGCAGGUGUUGUACUGUGCAAAAGUCUUGGAAAGAAAUGUGGUAGACCAAAAAAUAAUGAAAUGAAAUGUUUCAACAUUUCAGCAGUAAGCCAUAAUAAAUGAAAAAAAGUCAAUAUUUGGUGCGAGACCAAUUAUUGACUUUGCUUUAAAAAAAAAAAAAAAAGUAGUCUGAGGUGCAGUUUUAUGCGGAAAUGAGCUGUAGGUUUUACUGAACAUCUUCCAGAACCAGCCACAGUUCUUCUGGACACUUUGACUGUCACACUCGCGUCUUCAUUUCGCACCGAAACCCAGCAGCCUUCAUUACAUUUUCUUUUUAGCUCGUCUAUCCAUACGGCUGAUGAGUUAUCGCCAUGGCGUGGCGUCCGUCAUCCACAAUUCAGUUAAAUCGUGCCUCAUCCUUCAGUUCUCCAUUGGUUUCCAUUCCGAUUGUUUUGUUUGAAAGAACUCAUCACGCCGCACAAAACUUGGUUGUUGUUUUGUCAAAUUUUUGGCCAAAUUAACAAAUUUUCCAGGCCUCUCACUAGAAUUGUAUCUCCUCUCUGAUUUCUCAUCCGAUUUCAGUUCUGAUCAAUGUUUUGGUUCGAUUUUCCCUCAAUGAACGAAACUCGGGUCGUUUGUUUGUUGAUUUUCCUGUUGUAAACAAUUUGUUUAUUUUCAGUUAAAUCGUAUCUCCUCCAUCAGUUCUUUACAGAUUUCAGUUUUAUUUGAAGAAACUCGACCUUCUGCACAAAACUCGAUCAUUGUAUUGUCAACUUAACACAUUUCCUUCUGACUAGAAUUGUAUCUCCUCUCUCAUUUAUCAUCCGAUUUCAGUUCUGAUCGAUGUUUUGGGGAACAAAAUGUAGUCCUUCAUUGAUUUUCCUGUUGUAAACAAUUAGCCGUGGAGGUUGGUCCUCUCUCACGUCGUCACGUUUCGGUUCUGUUUGAUGUUUUGGUCGUCGGGGUUGUUUUGAUGGCAGGUCAGAUGAGCGACUACACUACCGUUCAAAAGUUUGGGGUCACUUUGAAAUGUCCUUAUUUUUGAAAGAAAAGCACUGUUCUUUUCAAUGAAGAUCACUUUAAACUAAUCAGAAAUCCACUCUAUACAUUGCUAAUGUGGUAAAUGACUAUUCUAGCUGCAAAUGUCUGGUUUUUGGUGCAAUAUCUCCAUAGGUGUAUAGAGGCCCAUUUCCAGCAACUCUCACUCCAGUGUUCUAAUGGUACAAUGUGUUUGCUCAUUGCCUCAGAAGGCUAAUGGAUGAUUAGAAAACCCUUGUACAAUCAUGUUAGCACAGCUGAAAACAGUUGAGCUCUUUAGAGAAGCUAUAAAACUGACCUUCCUUUGAGCAGAUUGAGUUUCUGGAGCAUCACAUUUGUGGGGUCGAUUAAAUGCUCAAAAUGGCCAGAAAAAUGUCUUGACUAUAUUUUCUAUUCAUUUUACAACUUAUGGUGGGAAAUAAAAGUGUGACUUUUCAUGGAAAACACAAAAUUGUCUGGGUGACCCCAAACUUUUGAAUGGUAGUGCAUAUCCUUGACGUUCUGGUUUCUUAAUCUGAAAAGUCGUCUCUUAUGUAAUACGCUGCUCAGAUACAAACUUUUUUAAUUUGGUGCUGGAAAAUGAAACGAAAGUUUAGAACUCCUAAAAUGUUUUUACUUGAUAAUGUCGACGUCAUAAAAUAGAAAUCCGUAAAGUUUGUAUGUGGGGAAAAAAUAGAGGGACUAAGACUUUUGCACAGUAUUGUACAGCGAGCUUGAUCUGCUGAUUAGUGCUGUAUGGACCAUGAACAUCAACAACAGUAUUGCUCACGAUACACACUCCAGACAAACUUUACACUUAUUAGUUUGAACUUGAGGUAAAGUUUGGACUGUCAGUCAAAAGUGGUCGAGGAUUGACUUUUUGUUGCACUUCCUGGUUUCAAAUUUGCGGCAACUUUGAAACAAAAUCGGGAGGAAAAAAAAAGGAAAAAAAACCUAACGAACCCGGGUGGAGAACCAAGAUGGAGGUUUCAGACCCUGAUAGCAAAGUUCAUAGUAGGCUUCAAGAAGAAUUUUCAGAGCGUUUAGAGCACGUGAGUGAAAGAGAUGGAGAGAGAAAGACCGAGAGGGAUGUAGUUUAAAUAAUACACAUGCUGUGUUCAAUAGAAGGUGCGGUAGGAUAAAGGAUUAUGUAAUGUUUUCUUUCAUGCUGGUUCUAGUUUUUAUUAUCUUAGUUGUGUUUGCUUUCCAGAUGUGGAUCACAAGUUUUGCAUUUCAGCUUUAAAGGGGCUGUAUGUAACAUGGUUUAUAUCCUACAGUGGUGUUUGAAAGUUUGUGAACCCUUUAGAAUUUUCUAUGUUU
Neoarius graeffei (lesser salmon catfish) is the source of this 4286-nucleotide messenger RNA. It is a transcript of the gene rit1, whose product is annotated as Ras-like without CAAX 1. Lineage: Eukaryota; Metazoa; Chordata; Actinopteri; Siluriformes; Ariidae. Gene Ontology annotation, cellular component: plasma membrane. The record is from RefSeq and is a predicted model, not a curated record. Gene Ontology annotation, biological process: Ras protein signal transduction. Gene Ontology annotation, molecular function: GTPase activity; calmodulin binding; GDP binding. The transcript is spliced from 6 exons. Bases 210 to 845 code for a protein of 211 amino acids.